AUGUCGUCCCAGAGCGAGAAAGUACCCUCCAGCUUCCCUGCUCGCGCUCAAGCAAAAUGGGUGUUUAUCAGGAGCCGACUCCCCGUCAUACAAGCCAACUUCGAACUCCCCACGCUGCUUGCAAUCGGCAUGUGUUUACAAGGCCUGAUUUUCGUGCUCUUGCCUAGCUAUCUCUCAGUUGCGCCUGCUGCGCUGCUCUUAAUUUACAAAUUGUCAUACACGCGUCCCAAAGGCGUGGAAGCGAACUGGAACCUCAAGCAUGCUAGGCUGGGGAAAUGGAGCGCUACUGUCCCCAAUCACAAUGGGACGAUGCCCGAAAAAGCCGGGUCGAACGGGGUUGUUUGCUUCGUGGUUGGGAACCAUCCGUUGGGGUUAUUUGCCCCUGGCCUGAAGGAGACGGCUACCUGGUUCAUGGACAUGUGGAAGGAUGCAGCAGAGAACCGUGAGAGAUGGGGAUAUCUCUCCCACACCGCUCCCCUCGUAUCCCAAGGCCCCAACCGCGGCAACUUUCUCGUCGUCCUCUCCUACUGGAAAAGCCUCGACCACCUCCGCGAUUUCGCCGCCCACUCCGUCCACGCCGAGGGGAGGAAAUGGUGGGAACGCACUCGACAGCAGUGGCCGCAUAUUGGAAUCUUUCAUGAGACCUAUGUUGUGCCCCCAGGACACUGGGAGACGAUCUAUGAGAAUAUGUGGCCCUUUGGUAUGGGUCAAAUUAGGAGGGUAGAAGGGAAUGGGGAGGGGUGGAAGUUGAGCCUGGGCGAGGUUGGAGGUGUGUUGGGGAGGGCAGAUGGGAAUGAGUGGAGGAGUAUGGAUGUUAGAAUGGGGAGGGGAGAUUGA
This is a messenger RNA of Bacidia gigantensis, 837 nucleotides long. RefSeq lists its product as uncharacterized. NCBI's taxonomy places the organism in Eukaryota, Fungi, Ascomycota, Lecanoromycetes, Lecanorales, Ramalinaceae. The transcript has 3 exons. Bases 1 to 837 code for a protein of 278 amino acids. The record is from RefSeq and is a predicted model, not a curated record.